CCUCACCAUUUUUGCUCCUGCCGAGAGCUCUCCCCGAGCUCCGCAAGCUCUCUCGCCAUGGCGAAGACCACAUGCAAGCAGUGCUACCGCCGCUUCGCCAGCCCCCGUGCCCUCGCGGGCCACAUGCGCUCGCACUCCAUCGCCGCAGCCCAGGCGGCGGCGGCGGCUGAUGCGGCUGCGGCGGCAGCCGUGAAGCAGCAGAUCUCCUCGGCGUCCUCCGCAUCGACCUCCUUCGCCGCCGCGGACGAAGACUCCGGCUUCAAGAUGCCCGCUUCCACCUACGGUCUCCGGGAGAACCCGAAGCGCAGCCUGCGCGUGGCCGAUGCCGCCUUCUCGGAUCACGAGAGCGAGGCCGAGUCCACCCCGCCGCACGCCAAGCGCGUGAACGCCGCCGCAGCCUGGGGCGAGGCGGAGCCGGUGAGCUCGCUCUCGGAGGUGGCCACCCCGGAGGAGGACGUGGCGCUGUCCCUCAUGAUGCUCUCCCGCGACUCCUGGCCGUCGGGCGCGUUCGACGGGGACGACUACUCCGACGACGGGAGCGACGACGGCUACGCGCCCCCCGCUCCCCUCCCGCCGGCGCGGGCCCCCGCCCGGGCGCCGGUGGAGAAGCGGACGCAGUUCCAGUGCGUCGCGUGUAAGAAGGUGUUCCGCUCCUACCAGGCGCUCGGCGGGCACCGCGCCAGCAACGUACGCGGCGGCCGGGGCGGGUGCUGCGCGCCUCCCGUGGCUCCCCCUCCUCCCCCGCAGCCCCAGCCGCCGGUGCCGCUGCCAUUCCCGGAGCACCACGAUGGGGACGGGGACAUGGACGCGAAGCAGCAGCCGCGCGAGUGCCCCCACUGCUACCGCGUGUUCGCCUCGGGGCAGGCCCUGGGCGGCCACAAGCGGUCCCAUGUGUGCGGCGCCGCGGCCGCGCAGGCAUCAACCGCCACCGCCACCGCCACCGCAGCCGCCUCGACCUCCUCCGCCGCCCCUCCGUCCCCGAUCAACAACCCCGGCAUGAUCGAUCUGAACGUGGCGCCGCCGUCGGAGGAGGUGGAGCUCUCUGCCGUGUCAGAUCCCCGCUUCAAUCCGGUCGCUUGAAGCAGCCAACAAUCAGGCAGGCAGGCAGGCAGGCAGAUUAGCGACAUCAUAAUGGAUAAUUCCAAUGCCGGAGGUGAAUCGAGGUGAGAAGAUAAAUCCAUGAAAACUAAAAAAAUCCCCUAAAAAAAUUGAAAAAAAACAGAUGUGAAAAAAGCAGCAUCUUGUGUAGGUAUAAUGGUAGCUCGCUUCUACCCUUUUGCAAUUUCAUUGAUUUUGUAUCUAUUCACAAUGCUCUGUCGUUGCUGGUGUUAAUUCCGUUUCCUGUUUGAAGCGA
Messenger RNA from Setaria italica (foxtail millet), 1354 nucleotides. Its product is annotated as zinc finger protein ZAT1. The transcript has a single exon. NCBI's taxonomy places the organism in Eukaryota, Viridiplantae, Streptophyta, Magnoliopsida, Poales, Poaceae. Bases 58 to 1080 code for a protein of 340 amino acids. Gene Ontology annotation, biological process: regulation of DNA-templated transcription. The record is from RefSeq and is a predicted model, not a curated record.